Messenger RNA from Botrytis fragariae, 2358 nucleotides. Its product is annotated as putative alpha-n- protein. NCBI's taxonomy places the organism in Eukaryota, Fungi, Ascomycota, Leotiomycetes, Helotiales, Sclerotiniaceae. The transcript has 3 exons. The record is from RefSeq and is a predicted model, not a curated record. Bases 1 to 2358 code for a protein of 785 amino acids.
AUGAAUUUUAUCCGACGUCAAUGGCUUGCGUUGUUCUUUUCCUCCACAAUAUUAAUAGUCUUUGUAAAAGCGACGACCACACAAUCUACUCAAGGCUUAAUCAAUCUCUUGAAACGAAGACUACCUGCUCAUGUUGAUGACUUUGAAUUUCAAAUACAAGGUAAUCAUACGUUAGGAGUGACGCAUGACGAAUAUGUUGUAUCUCAAACUGUUGCUGGAAAGAUUUUGAUUGAAGGCAAUUCAAUAAGUGGUAUUGCUAGUGGGUUACGCAAAUACUUUACAGAUAUUUUGCAUGUAGAUAUCUGGUGGUAUAUUGGUUCCCAAUUACAUCUUGCUCCGGAAAGUUUUCCAACUUUGAAUUCAACCUUGAAAGGAUCAAGUAUUGUACCAUGGCGAUAUCAUUUCAAUACUGUCACAUUCUCAUACCAGGCCGCCUUUUGGACAUGGGAAGAUUGGGAACUUCAAUUAGAUUGGAUGUCCCUUCACGGUAUCAAUCUCUCUCUUGCUUGGGUAGGUUAUGAGAAAACAUUACUUACCACACUCCUUACUAUUGGCCUCACCACUGAUGAAAUACUUUCAUUCUUCUCCGGUCCUGCUUUUCAAGCUUGGAAUCGAUUUGGAAAUAUUCAGGGAUCUUGGGGUGGUACUAUUCCACUUGCUUGGAUUGAAGAUCAACAUCUUCUUCAGAAGAAUAUCGUACGAAGAAUGGUAGAAUUAGGUAUUACACCUGCUUUACCUGCUUUCACUGGUUUCGCGCCAAGAGAAUUGAGAAGGGUAGCACCUGAUGCAAAUAUCAUUAAUGGAAGUGAUUGGGGAAAUCUUUUCCCAGUCGAAUAUUCAAAUGAUACAUUUCUUUACCCAACCGAUCCUCUUUUUACGACUCUACAACAUACAUUUCUCAAUCUUCAAUCCGAAUAUUAUGGAAACAUUUCUCAUGUCUAUACACUCGACCAAUUCAACGAAAAUACCCCUGCAUCUGGAGAUCUCAUAUAUCUAGGCAACAUAUCACGUGGAACAUACGAAUCUCUCCAAUCUUUCGAUCCAAAUGCUAUUUGGAUGUUACAAGGGUGGCUUUUCUACGCUGAUUCAUCAUUUUGGACACGGGAUCGAGUCGAAGCUUAUCUUGGUGGGGUUUCGAAGAAUGAGAGCAUGUUAAUACUCGAUCUCUUUUCUGAAUCAUUUCCGGAGUGGGAAAAUACAAAUCAGUAUUAUGGAAAACCAUGGAUUUGGUGUCAAGUACGUGGUUACGGCGGUACUGUUGGUGUAUAUGGUCAGAUAUAUAACAUCACAAAUUCCUCGAUUGAAGCAUUGCGGAAAUCGGAUAAGAUGGUUGGAAUGGGAAAUACGAUGGAGGGACAAGAUGGUAAUGGAUUGAUGUAUGAAUUAAUUUUGGACCAAGCUUGGAAUCUUAACUCUAUCGACACUGAGAGUUACUUUAAAACUUGGGUAGCAAAACGAUAUCACACCGCUGGAUACAAGGAACUACCAUCGGAAGCAUACUCAGCAUGGGAAAUUCUCCGCACAACGGCUUACAACAACACAAAUCUGACUCUUGCAGAUAGUCUUCCAAAAUCCUUGUUGGAGACGCAACCUAACAUUAGCGAAAACCAUGGAAGAUUGGGCCAGUCCUUGACAAUCGAUCUGUAUAACCCUGCUGAUUUAUUUCGGGCAUGGAGACUAUUGUGUACUGCAUCGGUAUUAGUUCCAGAACUCUGGGAUGAUGAUGGAUGGCAAUUUGAUAUGGUGGAUAUCACGAGAGAAGUUCUUGCAGAGAGGUUUAAAUUGGAAUAUGUGAAUUUGAUUCAGAGAUAUAGAGCAGGGAUUGGUUUUGAAGGGACGACCAAGACCCUGAUUGGGAUUCUACAGAGCCUGGAUAGUGUUCUAUCUACUUCUCCUCAUUUCAGGUUGGAUACUUGGGUGAAUGCCGCGAUUGCUUCUUCACCGGACACUUCUACAUAUUCCUCUCUUCGAUCAUCUCAUAAUUCUUCGAUAUCAAAUCUUACCCAAACGCAACACUUCUUCGCCUACAAUGCUAUCAAUCAAAUAACCAUCUGGGGACCAGCAGGAGUAAUUAAUGAUUAUGCAUCUAAGAGUUGGGGAGGUCUUGUACGUGGAUAUUAUCUGAAGAGAUGGAAGAUGUUUUUCGACUACAUUGGGAAAGUUGGGUUUGAGGAAUUCAAUGCGACAGAAGUGGCAAGGGAAUUGGGGGAUUUUGAGUUGGGCUGGCAAUGGAAUGGUUGGGUUGGUGAUUUAGAAAAGGGCAAUGGAGAUGGUGAUGUAGAGAAUGAUGGAACGGAUUUGAGAGACUUGAUUGAGAAUUUGAUCAAAGAAGGUAAUGGCAAGAGUAACUUCAACUAA